GCGAUUUUACGCGGAUAUUAAUUCCUCGCGUUUAAUUAGGAAUUUACAGUAUUUGAUUGAUCUGGAAGUUGGUAAAGGUGAUCUUUUCAUAUACUACUUAAUAAGGGAGUUGGUAAUAGAUAAAUAGGCAUAAUUUGCCCUUACCAUUCUGAAGAUGUUAAAAUAAUAUUCCUACAGCAUAGUGUUACACUAAGUAAAAUAAUAAUAGGAAACGCUUUUCCUUUUCUCAAAAAGGAUCCUAAGAUAAAAUCAAUGUUUUCGGAGAUGAUUUAGGAUGUUUUCCCGUGUCAAAUCUUAAAAACGUUUUGUUAAUGUAGGCAUGAGUUAUGAGCAGGAUUACACUCGCGUGAAUCGUGGACAAUAGUAAGCAGAACUACAUGACCGCACGCGUGAAUAGUGUACCUUGUUAUUUUAUGCAUGAAAUAAAAAUUUUGUAACACCCUUGGUACGCAUGCACACACAGAAGAUUUGAAUAAUUGUCCAAUCAGAAAAUUUGUCAAAGAUGUGUUACGCCAUUAUAUACAACGCAAUAGCUAUAAGUCUAUCUGAUACAAUCAUAUCUUACGUGUAGACACAAUCGUUGCAAAUGUAACACUUUUUAAUAACUGAAUAAUUGGGAUGCUAUAAUAAACCGUAUCGGUUGUUACAAAUCAAACUCGUAAUUCGAGGCUGAAAAAAAUCAUGUUAUUUGAAAUUUGUCGAGUUCAUUUUCUGUUCCUCUAUUUGUCAUUGUCAGAAGCCUUCAUAACCAGUCAUUUUAAUGCAAAUGAAGAACUUAGCAAUACACUGGUAAUGCAUACUCUGUUGGAAAGCAGACGCGUUGGAUCUAACAUAAGGUGUGCCAUUUUGUGUGACAAUAGAUGUCAUUGCUUAAAUUUCAACUCUCUAUCAGGGAUGUGCCGCCUCUAUAGUUCGUGUGAUCUCUCUGAUGCAACAAUCAGUGAGGCAGGAUGGACCUACUUCACCAAACUCACCAAACUCACCAAAAUCACCCCGCAAUUUUUAGACAUAAGACUGGUUGACGGGUUACAUUCUGGAGAAGGACGUGUUGAGGUAUUUUACAACAACACCUGGGGGACCGUCUGCGGUAACAAUUGGGAUGAUAACGAUGCUCAGGUUGUCUGCAGAAGGCUGGGAUAUAUCGGAACAAUAAUGGGUGCGAGUUUUAAAUUCCAAAUGGGAAGUGGACCAAUCUGGAUGGAUGACGUUCAGUGUAAAGGUCACGAGACAUCUCUUACACAAUGUUCCUUUAAUGGGUACGGAAUCCAUAACUGUGACCACAGGGACGACGCUGGUGUCUAUUGUACUGUAAAUUUUGUAUAUAAAGAAGGGGACCCAAAUUCUGUUUUAAGAAGAAAUGCCAUUGCAAAGGGAUAGCUUGGACGAGUAUUUGAGAAUUGAAGUACAUGUAGUACAUUCAUUUAUUAACUUUGAAUGGUCUGCUGAUGAUUGGAAUAAAUCGUCAAAUGUCCUCUUUUCU
Magallana angulata is the source of this 1480-nucleotide messenger RNA. Its product is annotated as galectin-3-binding protein A-like. The transcript has 3 exons. Bases 682 to 1377 code for a protein of 231 amino acids. The record is from RefSeq and is a predicted model, not a curated record. Lineage: Eukaryota; Metazoa; Mollusca; Bivalvia; Ostreida; Ostreidae. Gene Ontology annotation, cellular component: membrane.